Messenger RNA from Podarcis muralis (Common wall lizard), 4152 nucleotides. Its product is annotated as extracellular serine/threonine protein kinase FAM20C-like. Gene Ontology annotation, cellular component: Golgi apparatus. Gene Ontology annotation, biological process: protein phosphorylation; enamel mineralization. NCBI's taxonomy places the organism in Eukaryota, Metazoa, Chordata, Lepidosauria, Squamata, Lacertidae. The record is from RefSeq and is a predicted model, not a curated record. Gene Ontology annotation, molecular function: phosphotransferase activity, alcohol group as acceptor.
CACCCACGUCCCUUUUUUCCAUCAUUACUGUUGGCUUAAUAAAGGAAUAGCUUGAAUUGUGUUUUUUGAAGGGUAGGAGUGUUAUUCUUCAAACUUAUUUGACUUAGCAGUAUUUAUAAAAGAAUGCACUUAAUGUAUGGAGUGCUUUGAGGAAAGGGGGAACUAAGGGCUCAGAUCUAGGUGCCACAUAUCAAUAUUUUCAUGAGCUCCAUAAAACACAUGACCUUUAUGCUAAUUCCCUCAAAAAAUCUGAUUUCCCUUCACAAACCCCCACACAAUGAAUAUGGAAGGAGCGGGCAGUGCCUCUCUUGCGCCUGAGAAUCCUAGAAACUUGUUUUAAUUCUUCUUUUCUUUUGUGGACAGUUGUUGAGCCACUGCAGCUUUUCAGUGAAGGUCGAACUUUUAAAAAUGGAUGAAGGAAGAAGGAAGAAGUCAUAUGAAUUAUGUAGGUGGCUAGCUGACACUGUUUAUAGGUGAAAGGAGGGAAUCAAUAUGUGAGCCUGCUGGGACGAUGGGGUUCCACAAGAGUUUGUGAUGCAAUAACAUAAUUCGAAGGGAUUUGCGGCAUUGACCAAUCUGCUGCUAUCAAUCUGGAGUUUAACUAGUUCAUGUUAACCUUGGCACCACUUGCUCUUCCCUUAUCAACAUCAUUAAAUUCAUCUGCAACCAGCUUUUUUGCCCUUUUCCUGCUGAGGACUUCUAUUUGAGCAGAAUGAUUCCUAGCAGAAGCAGCCCCUUAUACAAGAGCCAGAAUUAUUUAUUUAUUUUGCCUUGGUAAGGAUUAUCAUAGCAUAAGUGAAGAGGUUUUGUUUUUUAUAAGUAAUCUUUUGCUUUUUUUUUUUUUAAAUUGAGCUUCCACUUUUUCCUUUGGAUUCCCAAAGCUGAAAAUAAACCUUAGAUAACAUCCUUUAAAUCCUUUCGAGUGGGGAUCAAAUUACGGAUUAUUAAUUUUUUACUGACACGUGGACCUUCGUCAUACAUUUUGUGCUACUGGCAUCCAGGACUUCGCAAGGAUGAUGCACCACCUGCCUUCCCUGUUCCAAAGGAAAUUUAAAGUCAUUCUCUGUUUUCUGCUCCUUUUGGCUCUCCUGGUACACAUGGUGUUGGAUCUGACGCUCUCUGCCAGCCUUGAUUCUUGUGGAUGUACCCGCAAAGGAGAAGAUCAACCUAGUCCCGCGUUAUCAGCCCAGAAUAAGUUAAACCUGAGGAUUCUCCAGGACUUCAGUGGUAGCAACAGCUCCCUGGAGAAAGGGGUUCACUCACCAGAAGGCGUACCGCAUGCAGGUAGCAGGGGCAACAUCCCCCUCCAAAGUCACAACUUCGAGCCGAAAGAAGCAGAAGCAAAACCAACAUGGACAGGCAGGUCCAAACUGGCUGCGCUUUUCGACCAUCCGCUCUACAAGAUUCCAAUCCCAAAAGUUAUGAAGAAAGACAAGCUGUUUGCUACCAGACCGAAGAUGAAGAUGUUUGUGAGAAGUAGCAAUGAAUGGGCUAGCAGCAAUAAGGCACAUGCGAAGCUUCCAAAACACGAUGCCAACCCUGCUUGGCUCCAGUUCUACACUGGCAUCAAUCGCUAUGAACUGUAUGCCCGCCAUGACCCUGCUCGCCUUGCCACGAUGGAAGAUUUGGCCAUGCAGCCAAUUGUCAGCUCAGUUCAAAAGCCUGGAGGGACACAACUGAAGCUGAUCAUGACCUUCCCCAACCAUGGACAAGCCCUCUUCAAACCCAUGAAGCAAACCCGAGAUCAGGAGACUCCAGCAGAUUUCUUUUACUUCUCAGAUUUUGAACGGCACAAUGCAGAAAUAGCAGCCUUUCACCUCGACAGGAUCCUGGAUUUCCGAAGAAUUCCCCCCGUUUCUGGCCGUUUGGUGAAUAUAACCAAAGAAAUCCGUGAUAUCACAACGGACAGGAAACUGUUUAAGACUUUCUUCAUCUCCCCAGCCGGCAACGUCUGCUUCUUUGGCGAGUGCUCCUACUAUUGCUCCACGGAACAUGCUUUGUGUGGCAAACCUGACCAGCUCGAGGGCUCAAUGGCGGCCCUCCUGCCGGACAAAGAACUGGCUGACCGGCGUUCAUGGAGAAGCCCCUGGAGGCGUUCUUACUCCAAAUUCAAGAAAGCUCAGUGGGAAUCAGAUGAUGAUUACUGCGCAGAGGUACGACAGACGGCACCAUAUGACAACAUAUCCCGACUCCUCAACCUCAUCGAUAUGACUGUGCUUGACUUCCUUAUGGGAAACAUGGAUCGCCACCACUAUGAGACCUUUGACAAGUUUGGGAAUGACACUUUCUUCCUUCAUCUGGACAAUGGGCGAGGGUUUGGGAGACACUCCCAUGAUGAAAUGUCCAUUCUGGUUCCACUUCAGCAAUGUUGCAUUAUAAAAAAGUCAACGUUCUUGCGCCUCCAACUGCUUGCUACGGAGCCUUAUCGCUUGAGUGACAUCAUGCGUGAGUCCUUGGCCACUGAUCAGCUGUCACCAGUCUUAGCGGAGCCUCACUUGAAGGCACUGGACCGGCGGCUCCAGAAGAUAUUAGACAUGGUGGAGGACUGCAUGAAGAAGAGUGGAGAAAGCCAGGAAGUCCUGAUAAAUGACUUAAAAGGACAGCAGUAUACAUCCUCAGAGCUGCGAGACAAGAGAAGUAGCGCUGCCUGAAGGGGAUGGAUCCCCGGCCUGUUCAAACACACCUCUUUAAUGCUACCUCUUACAUUCAAGCCUUGCCGUAGGGAAGUCACUAGUCAUUCUGUGCUACAGUGUGGACAUAAAGGGGUUAGGGAGCAACCAAGGGAGAAGGGAACGUGGAAUAUCUUAAAAGAACAAGAGGGAGGGCCUGGAAGCAAAACUUGGACAAAGUAUAAAAGGAGCAUUCAAGCUCUUUAAUUGUCCUGAGACUUGCAGUGAAGCCUUGGAAGCCUGAUGGGCAAGCUGUGGUUUGAAUGGAAGGAUAGUUAAAGCAGGGGUAGCCCACAUGGUGCCUUCCAAAUGUUGGUGGACUACAACUCCCAUCAUCCCCUGACCACUGGCUGGAAGUGAUGGGAGCUGGAGUCCAACAACAGCUGAAGGGCAUCAUGCUGGCAACCCAUUCAAGUUAUUAAUGCUCAGCGGAGCUUCAUUUCUGUUCCUUUGUAGAAUUCCUUUGUAGCUGUAGGAAAGGAAUGUGCCUUCUCUCCCUCCUUCCCACUUCUCAGAGCAAUCUAUACAGCCAAGAAUCUCUCUCAUAUUUAUUCUCUUACUAUUUAUUUUGAUCCAUUUGCAGUGCUUUGGGCUUCUGUAUGGAAGCGUGAACUCUGCCCAACCUGCCAUUGUUAACUAUGUUAGCUUGCCUGGGGAUGAAAAAGAAGUGAGACUAUGUGCGCUCGUCUUGAUCUUGCCAGGUGUUGCUAACAUGCUUUUCAACCCACUUCAGUCUCCGAUUGAAGGUGCCAAUAAAUCACAGGCUGAAGAGACUUCAGGCCCCGUUGUCCUAAGAUACUGAUGCUGUGAGCAAGUUCAUUGCUGCUUUUAUCCACAAGGCUUCCUGAUCUCUACUUGUGAUCAAAGAAGAGAGGGCAACAGUACUAUGGGCUAUGCAAAACUCCAAGAGUGCCUAGAAGCAGCAGUAACAAAAGCAGCCUCCUCUCUCAUAAAAUAGACCAAGGUCCAUCUCAUUAUUAUCACCAUCAUCAUAAACUAUCAUCACCACCGUGGUUUUUUCCCUUGGAAAAGCAGCAUAUAAAUCACACAGUCAGCCCUAUUGGUUUAUGUGUAUGCUGCCUUUCCCAGGGCAAACCAUGCCCAAAGUGGUUCACAGUGAUGUCAGAAUACAACACAAUAAUAAGAAAAUGCAUGAAACACAACAAAAACAACUACUGCAGGAAGCUGCCAGAUACCAAACUGCUUGUCUAUCAAGACCAGUAAUGUCUGCUCCAACUAGAAGCAGCUGUCCAGGGUCUAAGCCAAAGAAAGUUAUUUUCUGUCAUCUCCUGUGACCUGAUCUUUUUAACAGGAGAUGUCAGAGGACUGAACCUGGGAACAUCUGCAUGCAAAACCAUGGGCUGCAACCUGUCCUGCUUGCAUAAUGGGACUUCCUCUCCCAGGCUUCUCACUGUGUGCCCCCCCACCGUGCCCCCAAUUCUAGUUCUGGGGUUUCCCUAACCACUCACAGAGCAGAUCUGGG